GAUUUUUCCCGAACUAUUAGAAAAUGCGGGAUUAGUAAGAUCAAUUCCGCAGCGAAGAAUGGUAUUAGUGUGAUCACGUGAAACAGUAAAAAGAAUGUCUAGCAAGCUUCCAAAAGCGUUUAUUUCAAGAUUUUUACAAUGGUAUUCGAGUCUUUGGCCAAUACCGUAUCCAAAACCACCUUACGAACACAUUUGUCCAAUUGGUGAUCAAAAUUUGAGAUGUAAAGCUCAAAGUGUUGAUGUUAAUGCUAUCAAUUCAGCAGAAAUCCAAACAGUAUUCAUUAAUCCAACAUUGUCUGUUAUAAAUAAUCGAAAAAUUAAUUUUCCUGAAGGAUGUGCCUGUAUCAAAGGAUAUAGUGCAAUUGUACCAAGAUGUUAUGAAAUUAAAGUAAAAGCUUACAAUGAAUUAGGAGAACCGUUUGAAGUACAGACAAAGGGUUGGACUUCUAGAAUUAUCCAACACGAAAUGGAUCAUUUGAAAGGUCAACUGUACGUGGACAUAAUGGAUUCUCGCACUUUCCAGUUUGAUAUGUGGGAGAUUGUAAAUAAAAGAAAAGGCAAAAUUCCAUGGUUACAACUUAAAUAUAUUUAACAUUUAAAAUAUUAUGUAGUUAUAUAUAUUUUAAUAAAUAA
Messenger RNA from Centruroides sculpturatus (bark scorpion), 633 nucleotides. Its product is annotated as peptide deformylase, mitochondrial-like. Gene Ontology annotation, cellular component: mitochondrion. The transcript is spliced from 4 exons. Gene Ontology annotation, biological process: peptidyl-methionine modification; N-terminal protein amino acid modification. Gene Ontology annotation, molecular function: peptide deformylase activity. The record is from RefSeq and is a predicted model, not a curated record. Lineage: Eukaryota; Metazoa; Arthropoda; Arachnida; Scorpiones; Buthidae. Bases 95 to 592 code for a protein of 165 amino acids.